AUGACCAUCAACAAGAGUCAGGGGCAGUCCUUGAAAAUGGUGGGUGUGAAUCUUCGGGUGCCAGCGUUCUCCCGGCAGCUGUAUGUGGCCUUGAGGGUAACAGAUGUGGCCAAUCUGUCCGUCCUACUUGCAGAGGGCUCGGAUAAAACCGAGAAUGUGGUGUAUCCGGAGGUUGUACAGCGCUUUCAUGGUACGGCGAAAAAUUUACCGCAGUCCCCUCAGACUACCGCCUUUGAUUCUGCCAAAUUUAUGAAAUUCUGCCACGCUAACCCGAUUGGGAAGCUUCGUCAUGAAAAUUGUUGA
Molecule: messenger RNA, 303 nt
Organism: Penicillium bovifimosum
Lineage: Eukaryota; Fungi; Ascomycota; Eurotiomycetes; Eurotiales; Aspergillaceae
Exons: 1
Coding region: 1-303 (100 amino acids)
Source: RefSeq, a predicted model, not a curated record